UGGAAAUACUGGUAAAAGCACAGUGCUGCUUGCCUGGCUGACUCCACAGCGAGCUUUGGAGAGGCUGGUGUCAGACUACAGUGCUUAAAAAAGUGCCCCAAAACUCCCGGCCCUAAGAUACACAUGCACACUCCUCCUAGAAUCCCCCCUCUCCUCCAUCACAGUGCUGUAGAGGCCUGAGCAUGGGGAAACACCUUCCCACUACUGGACACACACUCUUACUCAGUGGACACACACACUCUUCUACUCUUUGAGCGUGGGGACAUACACACUCCUACUCACAGAGCGUUUGAUGGUGAGAAGAGCCUGGACAUACCGGUACUUCAGUUUCUCCUGAAAUCAGCUGUGCCACCGUGUGUAUCGUGGAAGAGGCCGUAGAGCAGAUUCUGGCGAACCCUAACCCCUGACCCCUGUGGUGUGGGGGGUGAGUUCGGGGCAAUGCGCUGCCCCACCCUGCUGGCCCUGCUGGCGGGGGUCAUGCUGUACCUGGUGAUGGGGGCGUUGGUGUUCCGGAACUUGGAAAGCCCCAAGGAGAGCAAGGAGCAUGAGAAGCUGCUCUGCACCACACGUGACUUCCUCGGAAACCACUCAUGUGUCACUGCACAGAACCUCAGCGACCUCAUAAAGAGUGUGGUGAAGGCGGUGGAGGCGGGCCUGGAUGUAAAACACAGCUCCACCAACUUCACUAGCAGGUGGGACCUGGCCAGCGCCUUCUUCUUCUGUGGUACCAUCAUCACCACCAUUGGGUUUGGUAACCUUUCUCCCAGGACCAAAUGGGGCCAGCUGUUCUGCGUCUGUUAUGCCCUGGUAGGGAUCCCCAUGUUUGGUUUCCUGCUGGCUGGUGUCGGAGACCACAUGGGGACGGGGCUGAGGAAGGCCGUGUGGAAGAUGGAGACACUCUUCCUGAAGCGGCGGGUCAGUCCCACCUAUGUACGGAUCAUGUCUGCUGUUCUGUCCAUCCUGAUUGGCUGUCUGAUCUUCCUCGCCGUGCCGACGCUGGUGUUUAAGGAAGUGGAGGACUGGUCCUUUCUGGAGGCGCUCUACUUUGUGGUCAUCACCCUCACCACGGUCGGCUUUGGAGACUACGUAGCAGGUGCUAACCGGCGGGACGGAGAUCUGUUUAAGCCCCUGGUGUGGCUCUGGAUAGUGUUUGGCCUGGCUUACUUUGCCUCUAUACUCACCAUGAUCGGGAACUGGCUGCGAGUGCUGUCCAAGAAAACACGUGCUGAGAUGGAGGAGUUGAGGGCCCAUGCUACAGACUGGACCCAGAACAUCCAGAACAUGUCCAUGGACUUCCGGAUUCCCAACCCUUUGGAACUCAAUGACCCCUUCCUGCUUCAGCGGCGCCGCUGGAAACGCAGCACCCGGCGGCGGGUCCGCAGGGGGGCGCUGGGGCACCACGGCAGGCAGGGCGUCAUAGGGGAGAACGGACAUCUGCCCAAUAGGUGGGUCUCCCACACCCGCUCCAUGACCCGUCUGGAGGUCAUGAGGUUAGGGGGGGACGAGGUUAGGAAUGAGGGGACGAGGUUAGGACCAGGGGCGGUGCUAGGGGCGGAUUCCAGAGUCAGUGCGAGGUCAGAGGGCAGGUCGUUGGGCCGGACGGUGGCGAGGUCACAGUCGAUGCCUGCGGCGCACUCUGUGAUGGAGUUAGAUUAUGACCUUGAUCCUGUUGCUAUGACAAUGCUGCAAGGGGAGUCUGUGUUCGAGUCUAAGUCGCUGUCUGAGUCUCCAGAGUCUGACUCCAGAUCAGAAGUCUCCUCCUCUGACUCUCACACCUCUGACAUGUGUACACCAGGGCAGGGGAUAACUUUUGCCAGUUUUGACGCCAGUGGGUCUCUCUGUACUGAGGAGAGGGGAAGCCAGGGAGGAUCCAGGCAGGUAUUUUUCCAGGAGGGUGUCCGGUUCCCUGUGCCUCUCCAGCAGCUCCCCAAGUCCCACAACCUCACCAAGCCCAUCCCCAUGUCGCCCAUAUUCUCUGUGAAACCCAUGCCGCUCCCCAUGCCCACCCCGCCAGGCUGCAAAAUGCUAGAUUUCUUCGGGGAGAACUUGGCCUACAUUGACGAGUCGUCGGACACGUUGAGUGACAAGAACCAGCCGGUUGAGGUGGCUGUCAGUCCUCGCCCCCGUAAGCCCCGCAGGAGGAGCAUAAGGAGGCAGCUGCCCUACCGGAGCCCCCUGAAGGAGAGGAGGGACAGUGACAUGCAGCCCCCCUCCAACCCCCCGACACCUCCCCCUCUCUCCCAUCUCAGAGACUGACACAGUGACAUGCAGUCCCCCUCUAAACCCCCCCAACCCCCUCUCUCCCAUCUGAGACUGACAGUGACAUGCAGUCCCCCUCUAAACCCCCCAACCCCCUCUCUCCCAUCUCAGAGACUGACACAGUGACAUGCAGUCCCCCCUCUAAACCCCCCCCAACCCCCUCUCUCCCAUCUCAGAGACUGACACACUGACAUGCAGUCCCCCUCUAACCCCCCCCCCAACCCCCUCUCUCCCAUCUCAGAGACUGAUGAACAAACUGACAGGCACAGGUCAUGAAGGGGGAUAGUAAGGCUGGUCUUUAUUACUAUUGUUCACAGGAGAAGCAGACCUCAAAGCUCAGAUGUACUUAUAUUAUGUACUGGGGAUAAAGGCCAACAAUAUACUAGAUCUCACUGACUGAGGACCACAGUCGUCAUUGAGAUAUAUUUGUAUGAAAACCAAUGCAUGUAUUCAGCACCACAGAUAUAGAAUAUAUAAACUGUCUAAGCUCAGUCAAGUCAGACUCACUGGGUUGAGAAAUAGCACCAUCUCCUGGCUGGUAAGUGUAGUACAACAUCUCCUCUGCAUAGCUGUAGCCUGCUGUGCUGUCUGCUCCUGGAGCUCAGCCCAAACCUCAGCCAUGGUUUUUAAAUCACUGACUAAAGGACUUUUUGGAAUAACCAUGUUAGAUCUGGCUUCAGAGAUCCAUUUCUCUGUAUAUCCCAGUGUCCUUCAGCAUGUGGGAUAUAUAGUGCUCUGGUUGAAUAAGGGCCAUUCCACAAAAGGAGUCCCUUUUGGGAAGUGUAAUUUGGUGUAAAACAUUUUAUUUUACAUAAUUUUAACAUUGUCAUAAAAAAUAUGUUUUUCAAGAGGUUGAAUAAAAGAAAUGACUUUAGUAAGUGCCUAUUAAGUGCCAAAUAAAGUAACAGGGUUGACCAUUUCAUCUUAAAUAACUGUAAAUCCUCACUGGCUGGAGGAGGUAUGUAAGCUUUUUGUGUGCAACAGGCAGUGGCAAUUGAUUACAAACUUCCCCAAAAAGUUUUAUAGAUAUUUCCACACUAGCAUGAUAAAGGAUGAUAAUGCCCUUUAAGUGUAAGAGCUGUUUGAAAAUAAAUGUGACAUUUUUGCCUG
Salmo salar (Atlantic salmon) is the source of this 3369-nucleotide messenger RNA. RefSeq names its product potassium channel subfamily K member 10. Gene Ontology annotation, cellular component: plasma membrane. NCBI's taxonomy places the organism in Eukaryota, Metazoa, Chordata, Actinopteri, Salmoniformes, Salmonidae. Gene Ontology annotation, biological process: stabilization of membrane potential; potassium ion transmembrane transport. The record is from RefSeq and is a predicted model, not a curated record. Gene Ontology annotation, molecular function: outward rectifier potassium channel activity; potassium ion leak channel activity.